AUGUUAAGAAGAUUAACUGCGUCAGUCCCAAUAGUCCACAAAUUGUACUUCACUUUCUCCGUCAAUGAAGAAUACAAGAUCUAAAUCCUCAAUCGACUCAAACAAAUUAAACAUUCCGAUUCUCACAAAGACAUCGUCUCCAAUGGUUACGUUGAAAAUCUAUCCAUUGACCAAGAUGGAAGAGUCAUCAUUGAUCUCAAAUUGGACUAAGAUUACAGAAAGAUGAAGGCUCUUUGCUCAGAUGCCCUUAAGCAAUUCGAAUGGAUUAAGAAUUUGGAUAUUCGCAUGGCCCCAAAAAAAGAGAAUGUAUUUACCCAAGCCAAUACUCAGAAAAGAGGCAAUCUCUAAAAUGUGAAGAAGAUCAUUGCAGUCUCUAGUUGCAAAGGAGGAGUGGGUAAAAGCACAAUUGCAUUGAACCUUACUUUUUCCUUGUAAAAAUUAGGCUUCAAUGUGGGAAUAUUUGAUGCUGACGUAUAUGGUCCAUCUCUCCCUACCUUAAUUGGCAAAGAGAAAUAGUAAUUAUAUGCUCCAGAAGACAAACCUAAAGAAAUACUUCCCAUAGAAUUCAACGGUGUUAAAACCAUGAGUUAUGGUUAUGCAAGUGGCAAUUAAAAAGCCAUCAUCAGAGGUCCUAUGGUUAGCAGCAUCGUUGUUUAACUAGUACAACAAACUCAAUGGCAAAAUCUAGAUUAUUUGGUUGUCGAUAUGCCACCAGGAACAGGAGACAUACAAAUAAGUUUAUGUUAAGAAUUAAAUUUCGAUGGAGCAGUAAUUGUUACAACUCCCCAGAGAUUAAGUUUUAUAGAUGUUGUAAAGGGAAUAGAGAUGUUUGAUGUCCUAAAAGUGCCAACCCUAAGUGUGGUUGAAAAUAUGGCUGAAUAUGUCUGUCCAGAUUGCAAUCAUGUUCAUAGGCCAUUCGGAUAAGGCUAUAUGAACAUGCUACAAAAAUAAUUUGGUAUUGCCACAGCAGUCUCUAUUCCCUUAUAUGGAGAUAUUUCUAAAUAUUCAGAUUUGGGAAGUCCUGUAGUACUGACAUUGCCUGAAGAUCACACCAUCAAUAAUAUUUAUAGACAAUUAGCCAAUAAUGUUGUUCAUGAGUUAAGCAGAAGCGAUUUGACUAAGACUCCUACUGUCAGAUAUGAUACAGGCAAAAGAGUGAUCAUUAUUAGGGAUUUCGAUGGCAAAGAAAAACCUAUAAAAUCAGUUGAACUUAGAUCUAAAUGCAAUUGUGCUUUAUGUGUGGAUGAAUUUACUGGAAGAAGAUUAAAUUAAAAUCAAUAACUAGAUCAGGAAGUCUAUCCAUACAAGAUUGAACCUAAAGGAAACUAUGCUGUUGCAAUCGUUUGGUCUGAUGGUCAUCGUUCUUCAAUAUAUCCCUAUAAAAGAUUAUGGAGUGAUGAGAUUAUUGAACAUAAAUCAUGAUAAUUAUAUAUAUUAAAAUAAGCGUAUAAUAAAGGU
Paramecium tetraurelia is the source of this 1458-nucleotide messenger RNA. RefSeq lists its product as uncharacterized. Gene Ontology annotation, biological process: iron-sulfur cluster assembly. The transcript is spliced from 4 exons. Gene Ontology annotation, molecular function: ATP-dependent FeS chaperone activity; ATP binding; 4 iron, 4 sulfur cluster binding. NCBI's taxonomy places the organism in Eukaryota, Ciliophora, Oligohymenophorea, Peniculida, Parameciidae. The record is from RefSeq and is a predicted model, not a curated record.